Molecule: messenger RNA, 6796 nt
Organism: Gorilla gorilla gorilla (western lowland gorilla)
Lineage: Eukaryota; Metazoa; Chordata; Mammalia; Primates; Hominidae
Gene: GAD2
Product: glutamate decarboxylase 2
Exons: 16
Coding region: 1397-3154 (585 amino acids)
Biological process (GO): GABA biosynthetic process; GABA shunt
Cellular component (GO): cytoplasm
Molecular function (GO): pyridoxal phosphate binding; glutamate decarboxylase activity
Source: RefSeq, a predicted model, not a curated record
AGAUUCUUUCUCCUCCUUUAUUAGAAAAAGAGAAACCCCCUCCUAAUACGCCUCAGAGAGAACCAAUCUCGCGCUUCCGGGUCACCCGCUACCGCGAAGAUUUUCUGGGGGCGAGGGGGGGCAUUGGUUUGAAGCCCCUUAAAACGAGGGCCCUGCAGGCGAUGCCUUCUUUCCUACUCGGAUUUGUAAAGCCGAGAUUGCUUAGUUGGAAACCCUGUUCUCCCCUCCCAGGCGCACACAGAUCCCCCUUACACGCAAGCACCGGGCGCUUCCACGCCUCCGCGGGCCAAGGUCACCAAAUGCCCUGAUUCCAUCCCCCACCCGCCAUCAAUCCUGCCGACUCUGGCCGCUCUGCCUCAUUCUCUUCCAAGAAGUUUCCAUUCGUUUUAUUUUUUUUCCCCAGCCCGAGGUCCUCAGUAGACUCCAGCGUGGAUUUUAAUUGCCUCAAUCAGCAGUCAUUCUCCCCAGCCGUCACUCAGAGCCUGGACCGUGGGUCCCGCGAUCUAGCCCUUGGCUAAGCAGGAACGAUGCGCCCCCGGGUACGGCGCGGUUCAGCAGGCAGGCGUCAGGUUCUACUAAGGCGCUGAAAUGAGCCCAUCAGCGGGUAGGAGCCCUUUCCCCGCCGUCCCCUCCCCAGGCUCGUGAACGGCGCCUGAUGCCCGCCCGGGGCGCGAGCUCUCGAGGUCGCAGUGACCUCAGCACCUGCUUGGAGGAAAACGGCGCGGGAACCCCGCUUCCUUCCCCUCAGCUGGAGUCAGACCUCAAAAACAACACCCCAAUCGAUGCACACAGAAAACUCCUCUGGGCCACGCUUCCCGCCUCGCCGAGGUCUCCCCAGUCUGCCCCUCGCUGACGCUGGCGCGCAGCGGCUGUGGCAGCACCCGGGACAGCGGCCGCCCGCACUUCCCGCCUCUGGCUCGCCCCAGGACGCGCUGGCACGCCUCCCACCCCCUCACUCUGACUCCAGCUGGCGUGCACGGUCUGCCUCGCAUCCUCACGACUCAGCUCCCGCCCUCUCUCGUGUUUUUUUCCUCCGCCGCCCCCUCAUUCAUCCCCACUGGGCUCCCUUUCCCUCAAAUGCUCUGGGGCUCUCCGCGCUUUCCUGAGUCCGGGCUCCGAGGACCCUUAGGUAGUCCCGGUCUCUUGUAAGGCUCCCCGGCUUGCAAAGGGUUGCCACGUCCCUAAACCCUGUCUCCAGCUCGCAUACACACACGCACAGUCAGACACGCACAUUUUCUCUUUCUGCGUGACACCCGCCCUCGCCGCUCGGCCCCGCCGGUCCCCGCGCGGUGCCCUCCUCCCGCCACACGGGCACGCACGCGCGCGCAGGGCCAAGCCCGAGGCAGCUCGCCCGCAGCUCGCACUCGCAGGCGACCUGCUCCAGUCUCCAAAGCCGAUGGCAUCUCCGGGCUCUGGCUUUUGGUCUUUCGGGUCGGAAGAUGGCUCUGGGGAUUCCGAGAAUCCCGGCACAGCGCGAGCCUGGUGCCAAGUGGCUCAGAAGUUCACGGGCGGCAUCGGAAACAAACUGUGCGCCCUGCUCUACGGAGACGCCGAGAAGCCGGCGGAGAGCGGCGGGAGCCAACCCCCGCGGGCCGCCGCCCGGAAGGCCGCCUGCGCCUGCGACCAGAAGCCCUGCAGCUGCUCCAAAGUGGAUGUCAACUACGCGUUUCUCCAUGCAACAGACCUGCUGCCGGCGUGUGAUGGAGAAAGGCCCACUUUGGCGUUUCUGCAAGAUGUUAUGAACAUUUUACUUCAGUAUGUGGUGAAAAGUUUCGAUAGAUCAACCAAAGUGAUUGAUUUCCAUUACCCUAAUGAGCUUCUCCAAGAAUAUAAUUGGGAAUUGGCAGACCAACCACAAAAUUUGGAGGAAAUUUUGAUGCAUUGCCAAACAACUCUAAAAUAUGCAAUUAAAACAGGACAUCCUAGAUACUUCAAUCAACUUUCCACUGGAUUGGAUAUGGUUGGAUUAGCAGCAGACUGGCUGACAUCAACAGCAAAUACUAACAUGUUCACCUAUGAAAUUGCUCCAGUAUUUGUGCUUUUGGAAUAUGUCACACUAAAGAAAAUGAGAGAAAUCAUUGGCUGGCCAGGGGGCUCUGGCGAUGGGAUAUUUUCUCCCGGUGGCGCCAUAUCUAACAUGUAUGCCAUGAUGAUCGCACGCUUUAAGAUGUUCCCGGAAGUCAAGGAGAAAGGAAUGGCUGCUGUUCCCAGGCUCAUUGCCUUCACUUCUGAGCAUAGUCAUUUUUCUCUCAAGAAGGGAGCUGCAGCCUUAGGGAUUGGAACAGACAGCGUGAUUCUGAUUAAAUGUGAUGAGAGAGGGAAAAUGAUUCCAUCUGAUCUUGAAAGAAGGAUUCUUGAAGCCAAACAGAAAGGGUUUGUUCCUUUCCUCGUGAGUGCCACAGCUGGAACCACUGUGUACGGAGCAUUUGACCCCCUCUUAGCUGUCGCUGACAUUUGCAAAAAGUAUAAGAUCUGGAUGCAUGUGGAUGCAGCUUGGGGUGGGGGAUUACUGAUGUCCCGAAAACACAAGUGGAAACUGAGUGGCGUGGAGAGGGCCAACUCUGUGACGUGGAAUCCACACAAGAUGAUGGGAGUCCCUUUGCAGUGCUCUGCUCUCCUGGUUAGAGAAGAGGGAUUGAUGCAGAAUUGCAACCAAAUGCAUGCCUCCUACCUCUUUCAGCAAGAUAAACAUUAUGACCUGUCCUAUGACACUGGAGACAAGGCCUUACAGUGCGGACGCCACGUUGAUGUUUUUAAACUAUGGCUGAUGUGGAGGGCAAAGGGGACUACCGGGUUUGAAGCGCAUGUUGAUAAAUGUUUGGAGUUGGCAGAGUAUUUAUACAACAUCAUAAAAAACCGAGAAGGAUAUGAGAUGGUGUUUGAUGGGAAGCCUCAGCACACAAAUGUCUGCUUCUGGUACAUUCCUCCAAGCUUGCGUACUCUGGAAGACAAUGAAGAGAGAAUGAGUCGCCUCUCGAAGGUGGCUCCAGUGAUUAAAGCCAGAAUGAUGGAGUAUGGAACCACAAUGGUCAGCUACCAACCCUUGGGAGACAAGGUCAAUUUCUUCCGCAUGGUCAUCUCAAACCCAGCAGCAACUCACCAAGACAUUGACUUCCUGAUUGAAGAAAUAGAACGCCUUGGACAAGAUUUAUAAUAACCUUGCUCACCAAGCUGUUCCACUUCUCUAGGUAGACAAUUAAGUUGUCACAAACUGUGUGAAUGUAUUUGUAGUUUGUUCCAAAGUAAAUCUAUUUCUAUAUUGUGGUGUCAAAGUAGAGUAGAGUUUAAAAAUUAAACAAAAAAGACAUUGCUCCUUUUAAAAGUCCUUUCUUAAGUUUAGAAUACCUCUCUAAGAAUUCGUGACAAAAGGCUAUGUUCUAAUCAAUAAGGAAAAGCUUAAAAUUGUUAUAAAUACUUCCCUUACUUUUAAUAUAGUGUGCAAAGCAAACUUUAUUUUCACUUCAGACUAGUAGGACUGAAUAGUACCAAAUUGCCCCUGAAUCAUAAAAGGUUCUUUGGGGUGCAGUGAAAAGGACAAAGUAAAUAUAAAAUAUAUGUUGACAAUAAAAACUCUUGCCUUUUUCAUAGUAUUAGAAAAAAAUUUCUAAUUUACCUAUAGCAACAUUUCAAAUGUAUUUAAAUACAUAUAAUUUUACAAAAGGAAAAUAUAUAUAUUAAAAAAGAUAUCCUAUUUUGUAACAUAUAGAUUUUUAUUUUAUAUAGGUUAUACAAACUGCAGGGGCAGAUAUAAAAACUAAGCCAGAUUUUUUUUUCCUUUCUCUUAAUGGAGGCACAAUAAAACACUUAGCAAAGUUAUUUUGAAACAUUGACCCACGAAAUUCUUAAAAGGUAUUAUUGCUUCUUCCUAUACAUGUUAUGGCUUAUCACAUCUCUAAAGUUAGUAUUUCAAGACAAACACAAAAGAAUACUGCGAGUUCUUUAAAAUAAUUGAUCCCAUUGGCAGUAAGAUUCUCUUCCCCUUUAAGUUUUCCACCCGUUUUACUCUUAGCGGACUCACUCUGCAAGCGUGACAAACCAGGCUUCAUCUCAGAUUAAAUUAGGGUAAUUGUCUCUAUUCUGCUUUCCAAUUCGGCCUGUUUUGAACAGAAGGUUGAUGCUAGUUCUUGAGGCAUCUUCCAAAUAGUAUUCUUUUAUUAGGUCAUUUGAAUUAAUUAGAGAAAAUAAAAAUAAAACCUUAUCAGCCUGAGCAAACAGGAAUGAAGCACACUCCCAGAAUGUGGUGAGCCCAGAAGAUUAAAGUUGGCCUUGGGAGAAGAGAUCUCUGUGGGACAAUAAUGACAUCAUCCUGGCGCCAUAUUGCCACUGUCCAGGAAAGAGAAAUUUACCUCCAGGCCAGUUGCGCAUUUCCAUCCCCUCCCCAUUCCUCCCCACAAAGUCUCUCCCACUAGACUCCCUACCACUGGGACCCAAAAUAGUUACUUUAUAUUCCAUGGGUGGUUGUUUUUCUUCCAUGAAAUGAGCCUCUCACCCUAGAUUUUGAGGCAUUAUCUUAAGAUUUUCCUUUAUCCAUCUCCCAUCGAGAUCCAAAGUGACCAGAAUAUGCAGAAAUAAUAAGAUCCUUAGAAUUCAAAAUAGUAUUUUUAAAACAUCCUUCUUUCCCUGUGAACCUGAUAGAAAAACAUGAGCUAACAAAAGCUUCCAUAGAUAUUUAUGGGGUCACACAUCGUCAGAUUCCAAGUGCUGAUAGGAGAACAAUAGAUUGAUAAGCAGACUGCAAAUGCAAAUUUAGGAACAUUCUCCAUUUCUGAAUGGACCAGGUAGUUCAGUACUCAGACUGCAGGUAUACAAGGGAAGAGAGAAGGCCCUGCCCUUCAACGGGUAGAAAUGCCCUACAAUAUAACAUAUAGAAAUGCCCUAUAAUAUAACCACAGGAUCCAGCCAUCUGAAAUUUUCAUAAGCUUCCCCCUACAUUAUUUCUCCUAGGCUAUAUGCAAAAACAGUGAUAACUUGAUAUGAACAUGGCUUUGGGCCCUUUCUGUCUAGAAAAACAAAUGGGUUCACUAUGACAAUCAGAAGUAAACUCUUUCAUCUGUCCCGCAGAAUUUCAUGAAGGAGUAACCUUCCGUUCUAGGCUUUGUCUAACGGCCAAGCAUUAGACAAAGCAUUAGAAAGCAGUUCCUUUCUCAAAACUGCCUGCUGAGAAUAAGCACAUAGCUGCCCGACUAUCCGGAGCCUCAGGCCCAAAGGUUCCACUUCAGAGACAGAGAUGCUAAUUGAUCCAACCUGCUGUCCUUCUUGGAGAAGACAGUGGGGCCCAGUGCCCUGGUGAACCAACCCUGCUGUACUCCAGGAUGCUUUAUCUUUUGAGUUACAGAUCCUAGAUUAUAAACUGCUGCUUUUUAGGUUAAUGAGAUGGUAAAAUUUUAAAGGACAAUUUGUGCCUAUAUAUGAAAUUCCAGCAAAACAAUUCUAGCAACAACAAUAGCUCUUCUUCCCCACUCCCCUACCCCUUCCCAGUACUCCUUCAGAUUGGCUGAGAACCUUGCUCAGGCCUGUGCAGGGAAAUCCUUACCAACUGUAGCCCAAAGAAGGAAGCAAAUAAAAGCCUAGUAGGUCCCAGUAGUUUAAUAAAUCGUCUUGAAAGGAGAUGUGUAAUCAGGUCAGAAGAGAGUAAGGGAGGAAGGGAGGGAGGGAGGAAGGGAAGGAGGGAGUGAGGAAGGAAGGAAGGAAGAAAAUGAAGGGAGGGAGGGAGGGAGGAAAGAAGGGAGAUUAUUUUUAAUAUUAGCCCAAAUUCCCAGUGCCAUGGUCUUUAUGUGUGCCCAUUCUUUACAAAUCUUAGAAAAGUUUGGUUUUAGCUUUAAUCAGAACUGACAUGGCCAUUUUCAUUUAUACAGCAAUAUUGUGUUUAUCAUUUAAAAUACUUGAACAAACAAGUGUGAUAUGUCUUUAUCUGAGACCUAUACAUGGUAUGGACUUCAUAUACUGCCACAGGAUGUGAGGAAAGAAAAGGAAAUCAAUUGUGUCUGACUGUGUUGCCUUUAUUAUCUGGAUAAUACUGUCUUGUCACCUCAGAUUGGGGUUGUGCACUUUAGAUCUGAACUGUAUGUACAGUGUUGCAAAUCAACAUGUGUUUCUGUAAAAGCUUGUACAAUAUAUUAUUGAUAUGUCUUUUUCUGUGUGGUAGCUGUAUUGAACUUUGAUAUUAUGAAAACUACAUUUGCAUCUGUUCCUGUUCUCUCUCUCUCUCUCUCUCUCUCUCUCUCUCUCUCUUUCCUAACUAUAUGCCCUCCACAUCGGCUCUAAUAGAGAACAUGCCCUCAGCUAAGCCCCCUACUGAGAAACUUCCUUUGAGAAUUGUGCAACUUCACAAAAUGCAAGGUGAACACCACUUUGUCUCUGAGAACAGACGUUACCAGUUAUGGAGUGUCACCAGCUGCCAAAAUCGUAGGUGUUGGCUCUGCUGGUCACUGGAGUAGUUGCUACUCUUCAGAAUAUGGACAAAGAAGGCACAGGUGUAAAUAUAGUAGCAGGACGAGGAACCUCAAACUGGGUAUCAUUUUGCACGUGCUCUUCUGUUCUCAAAUGCUAAAUGCAAACACUGUGUAUUUAUUAGUUAGGUGUGCCAACUACCGUUCCCAAAUUGGUGUUUCUGAAUGACAUCAACAUUCCCCCAACAUUACUCCAUUACUAAAGACAGAAAAAAAUAAAAACAUAAAAUAUACAAACAUGUGGCAACCUGUUCUUCCUACCAAAUAUAAACUUGUGUAUGAUCCAAGUAUUUUAUCUGUGUUGUCUCUCUAAACCCAAAUAAAUGUGUAAAUGUGGACACAUCUCA